Molecule: messenger RNA, 1920 nt
Organism: Synchytrium microbalum
Lineage: Eukaryota; Fungi; Chytridiomycota; Chytridiomycetes; Synchytriales; Synchytriaceae
Exons: 2
Coding region: 1-1920 (639 amino acids)
Biological process (GO): retrograde transport, endosome to Golgi; Golgi to vacuole transport
Cellular component (GO): GARP complex
Molecular function (GO): syntaxin binding
Source: RefSeq, a predicted model, not a curated record
AUGCAAGUAGAUGAUCCCGAACAGGAUCAAGAUGACGUCCCAACUCUGUCUUGUAUACAAUCACCACACACAUCACAAAGUACUUGGCGAAGAGGAUCCCUGACAGGAGGAAUCCAUACCCGAAGCAGCACAACUCCCGUAACUCCUGUACAAAACCUACAGCAACUCUCCCUUGCUUCCGCAACAUCAACCAACUACCAAACCUCAACAUCUAGCAUUUAUUCAUUGGCAAAAGGGCAGUCUGUAUCUGUCGAACACUUGCCAUCGCAAAUGAUGAUGGGGAGUAGAAAGGAUCCUAUGCUUAUUGCGGGUUCUUUUGAUAGUGUGCUAGAGUCGGAACGGGUGUGGACUGUGAAUGAUAUUGGACGGCAUUGUAUAUCGGACUAUCAAGUACCAGUAGAAUACGCUCGAGCGAUAGAUCGUGCAACAACUGCAACAAUGGAAGCUGCAAAAGUCAUGACUGAGAAAUCCAAAGUAGCUGUCGAAAAGGCCAAAAUAAGUGCUGAAAAGACCAAAGUGUUUACACAGUCUGCGGCCAACAGGACCAAAGAAGCAGCCAGAUCAUUUGCGUCCAAACUGCAGAGUGGAGUAGAUGGCAUGUCUUCGUCUUCUUCCGAUAAUGAUCUACCAACUGGUAGGACGCUAGCAGAGAUAAGGAGUCGAGUAGCUACAGCAUCACCAACACGGAGUGUAGAGCGUCUAGCAUUGUCAGGAUCACAUUCAGAUAUAGCACCUGCAUUGGGUAUAAAACAGGUCAAACUAUCUGAUUUCGAAGAAUAUCUGAAAUCCCUAAGUCCUGUAUAUCCAACAUAUACCAAAAACAGACCGAAAGCUACCAAACCCGUAGCAGAUCAACCUCCAACCGUAAACCUGCUAGGACGACCUAAGGGACAAUAUAACAAGGAUAUUGAUCGUCUCAACGGCCAAAUAGAUGUAUUAGCGAGACUAGGUGUACCGGCAGCAGUAGAAGACCACAUGGUUCGUAACGGGAUACCAUUGCCAGAUGCAGAUAUCUCACCACCAUCAAAGGGAGAUCCAUUUGGAAUGUCUGAUCUAACAACAAUACCUGACGUGUUCACUUCUGAUACAUUUGAUUUACGCCAGCCAAACACAUUUGCACUAGUCUUGGGACACGCUGAUCCAACAUCCCAAUCUCCAGAUGCUCGAGCAUCGUCCCGUGAAUUGUCAACCCGAUUAACCAACCUCUUGACUAUCGUCGACGGAUUAUUCAUGCUGGAAUUAAACAAAGUCGUACCACAAAUGUCGGAUGCUGCUGAAUCUAUACGAGCACUUGUAACUGAGACGAAAGACUGUUUCACUAGUCUUGUGAAAGCCAAAGCAAGUUUGAAGAGAGCUAGGAUAAAAGGUGUUGAUUGUGCAAGAAAUAUAGUUAGAUUGGAACGAGCGCGUGGGAACGCGCUGGUUGCGUAUGGUGGUGUGCAAAGGUUGACUAUGCUUGAUGGGGUGUGGACGUCUAAUUCUGUGAGGGACGCUGUGAUGCCGCAUAUGCCUGCGCCCAAGAAGGCAGCAGUGCCUAAUGCUUCUAGUAAUAGUGGUGGUACCAAUAUGAUGAAUGCUAGUAGUAGUUUUGGUAGUAAUAGUAGUGUGUCGGCAGCAUCUAGUAAACCAGUAGCCAACAGCAGUAAUCCGAUACCACAACCGACAACAUCCGUAAAUCCUUCAAUACCGAUAUCCCAAUCAAUGCCUAAACAAAUACCAUUGCAACAACAGCAAAUAAAACAACCACAACAGCAAUCACAACAGCAAGCGCAACCAUCUAGAUCUCUUGAGCCAGGACGAAGUUUAUCAUCUUCUAAAGGAUUGUCCGGUAGUAAUAAUGCUGUGUCUAGCAAAGAAAAGGAGAUUCUACAGCGGCAGAAGGAGGUGGAUGACUAUCUAAAAUCUCUUGCAAACAAAUAG